Molecule: messenger RNA, 662 nt
Organism: Alnus glutinosa
Lineage: Eukaryota; Viridiplantae; Streptophyta; Magnoliopsida; Fagales; Betulaceae
Product: heavy metal-associated isoprenylated plant protein 21
Exons: 3
Coding region: 79-519 (146 amino acids)
Molecular function (GO): metal ion binding
Source: RefSeq, a predicted model, not a curated record
CUUGGCAGUGUAUCAUAUACCUCUCUCUCUCUCUCUCUCUCUCUCUCUCAUAUUUGCUUUGUUCUAAAGAGAAGGAAAAUGGGUGCUCUUGAUUACCUCUCCAACUUUUGCACUGUCACCAGCACAAGGGGCAAGCGCAAAGCAAUGCAGACAGUCGAGAUCAAAGUCAAAAUGGACUGUGAUGGCUGUGAAAGGAGAGUAAAAAAUGCUGUUACCACCAUGAAAGGUGUAAAAUCUGUGGAGGUGAACAGAAAGCAACACCGGGUAACAGUGAGUGGUUAUGUUGAACCAAAUAAGGUGUUGAAGAGGGUAAAGAGUACAGGGAAGAGAGCUGAAUUUUGGCCUUAUAUCCCUCAACAUCUAGUCCACUAUCCUUAUGCGUCCGGAGCCUACGACAGAAGGGCACCAUCCGGCUUCGUUCGAAACGUUGUGCAAGCUUUUCCGGCCUCAAAUGCACCUGAGGAUAACAUUGUCUCACUAUUCAGUGAUGAUAAUGUGAACGCAUGUUCCAUCAUGUAAGGAGUGAUCGAUGAUAUAUCUAUGUAUAUAUUACGUACUGAAAAGUACGAUGUGGUUCUUCUAGACAAGAACCUUGAAACAUUUUCUCCCAAGUAUGAAUGAUCGAGACAGCAAUUAUACAUGAGUGUGUAUAUUUUUGAGAC